Messenger RNA from Manihot esculenta (cassava), 619 nucleotides. RefSeq lists its product as uncharacterized. NCBI's taxonomy places the organism in Eukaryota, Viridiplantae, Streptophyta, Magnoliopsida, Malpighiales, Euphorbiaceae. Bases 51 to 470 code for a protein of 139 amino acids. The transcript is spliced from 2 exons. The record is from RefSeq and is a predicted model, not a curated record.
CGAACUUCACCAUUAAAUAUCUGCUCUAAAUAUUUCCCCCCAAAAGCACAAUGGGGAAUUUCCUAAUCCCCAACUCACCCGCUCUUACACUCCCCAUCUCUUCUACACCCAUAAUUGCCUCCUUCAAGCCUAUGCACUUGCCAACGUCGCCUGCCAUUAGCCUCGUCCGAGACAGACGAACGAUGAGAGGUUCGACUUUGGUCACACGCGCGGGUCCCAGCACGACUAGCUAUGUGUUUGCUUUCGUGUUUCCUCUCUCUCUCCUCAUUGGUACCAUCUUCACCUCUAUUAGAAUUGCUGAUAAGCUUGACAGAGACUAUCUGGAGGAGCAGCUUGCAAUUAAUCAAGCAAUCAGGGAAGCAGAUGAAGAGGAUGAUGGUGAUGAUGUUGACAUUCCCUUGGAGGAUGAAGCGCAGCAGCCUGCACUUCAAGGCUCGCGAACUCGCAACCGACCUAAACGGGAGGCCUAGGCGCUUCCAUAGGCAUAUAUAUGCUUGUACUUAUAUAUGAUUUCUUUUUCUUUUUUCUCGCGUUGUAUGCAUUAGUACACACCAAUUAGAAAGCAGAGCAUACUCUUAUAAUAGGGCUCUUCCACUCGCCUAAAUGUUUUUCUGGAUUA